UGAGCGAGCGAGCGAUCAAGCGCUGCCAUGUUGUGACGAGCAUCCGCUUUGCAGCACAAAGUUUUAACAAAUCCGAGCAGUUUUGCCGAUGUUUUCUCUAAAUUGACUCGUUCUGAACACACUAUUAUAUUUACACAAUUCUCCAUUAUGCAUGCCUUCGCGGCAGCCCUGUUUGUCUUUGCUAUCAUUGCACAACAGGCUUUAGCACAAGAGGGCAGAAACACCCGUCCAAUCACAAAGCCUCUGGUGUUCGCAUCUCAGGCCGAAAAAGAUGCGUAUGACGAGAAAACAAAACCAACAGGCGAUGGCAAGAUUGCGGGAAAAACACCUCCGCUAAACAAUGCUGGAAGGUCGAUGGUAAAAAUCAGAGCCCACAUAAUCGGCGGUAACAGGGCUUCUAGGGGAGAGCUGCCGUGGAUAGUAGGCUUGGUGCUCAAUUCAGCCUCGUUUUGCGGAGGAUCGUUGAUCACUCAAGGGGCUGUCCUUACUGCAGCCCAUUGUGCUAAGAAAGUAAAGAAGUUCACCGUCUACAUUGGAAUGCAAAACUACGGCUCGAAAACUGAGACGGGACGAGUAGUGAUGACGGCGACGAGGAGGGUAGUGCACAAGGGCUUCAGUAAAGCUAUGCUCGAAAACGACAUAGCAAUUAUUAAACUGCCCAAGAAAGUUACUAUUGGACAAUACAUAAACACAGUAAAGCUACCUACGUACUCAGACGUGACUAACAAGUUCGUUGGGACUAAGGCGACGAUUGCAGGUUGGGGACUCACAUCUGACACAAGCGGAAUCAGCAAGGAGUUGAACGUUUUAACAGACAGGGAGGUCAUUACGAACUCGGAAUGUGCACAAACGUACGGAGAAAUCGCGAAUAGCAUGCUUUGCAUAAGCGGAUCUGACGAGAAAGCAAUUUGCAGCGGGGACAGUGGCGGCCCUUUGACGUACAUGGACUCGACAGGAGCAAACGUCCAAAUCGGCAUCGUGUCUUUCAGCCACCCUUCUUCUUGCAUCGGCUACCCUCAGGUCUUCACGAGAGUUUCUAGCUAUUUGAAAUUCAUUUCUGUAAACACCGGGUUGAGAAUUAAAAAUUAAUUGGCUUUAAAAUUGA
This is a messenger RNA of Cloeon dipterum, 1105 nucleotides long. RefSeq names its product brachyurin-like. Gene Ontology annotation, molecular function: serine-type endopeptidase activity. The coding region runs from base 148 to 1089 and encodes 313 amino acids. The record is from RefSeq and is a predicted model, not a curated record. NCBI's taxonomy places the organism in Eukaryota, Metazoa, Arthropoda, Insecta, Ephemeroptera, Baetidae. The transcript is spliced from 7 exons. Gene Ontology annotation, biological process: proteolysis.